GUUAUAUUUCAAGCCCAGUCUUUCCCUCCCUCGUUUCUCGCCUUCCAGUCCUGCUUUGUUUGCGAUGAGAAGCAGCGUUUGGAAGGAAAAAUGGAUUUGAACACUUGUCUUUCUUCCGAGCGAGACCUAGACAACUCGUCCUUCAAAUUCGAUCGUGUCCUCUUCGAUGACCUCGUCCAGAUUGUGCCUCUUGUUCACUCCCUCACUACUGAUAAGAAAGCAAGCAGUUCGUUUGCGCGUCGAGGUUCGAUGAUCUACACUAAGGCACCUUCAAAAGAGUCGUGGUUGGAAAGAAUGAAAUAUUUAAAAGUCAGGAGCAUAGGUCAAUCUUUUCCUGCUAAAAAGAAAAAAGAUCAUGGAGAAAAAGGACAAAUAAAAGAAGAGUACUUCUUAGUGAAAGAACAGGUGGAGGAACUGCAGAUGAAGUUAUUGGAGAAAGAUGAACUUUUAAAGUCAGCAGAAAACUCAAGAAAUCAGAUGAGUUCUGUUAAUGAGAAACUUGAUGAACUGAAACACCAGGCUGCACAAAAGGACUCUUUGCUGAAGUCUACACAACAACAACUCUUUGAUGUGAAGAUGAUGCUUGCAGACAAUCAAGCUGCUCUUGAAAAGAUACAGUGGGAAUCAAUGAUAUCCAACAAGAAAGCAGAGAAACUUCAAGAAGAGAUAGGUUCCAUGCAAGGAGAUCUUUCAUCAUUUACAUUGCUACUUGAAGGCCUGACAAUAACAGACAAUGCUGAAUACAUUGAUGAUUAUGAUAUUAAGCCUUAUGUUCACUCCAAUCACCUUCCUAGCAUUGAUGAUUUGGACGAGAUGGAAAUGCAUAAAAUCGAAGAAGCAAGAAAAGCUUAUAAUGUUGCUGUUGCUUAUGCGAAAGAAAAACAGGAUCAAGAAUCUAUUGCUGCUGCUGCCAAUGCUAGGUUACAUCUUCAAUCAAUUCUUUUCAAACCCAAAAUUUCCUCUUUGUAGUUUUACUUGUGUUGCCUAUAAAUUGUUUACUGUUACACUCUACGCCUCUACACAUGCUUGUUGUUUGACAUGAGCAAACAUAUAAAUUCACAGAGCCACUAAUUUUUCA
Molecule: messenger RNA, 1078 nt
Organism: Lotus japonicus
Lineage: Eukaryota; Viridiplantae; Streptophyta; Magnoliopsida; Fabales; Fabaceae
Product: protein MICROTUBULE BINDING PROTEIN 2C-like
Exons: 5
Coding region: 91-969 (292 amino acids)
Biological process (GO): plasmodesmata-mediated intercellular transport
Molecular function (GO): microtubule binding
Source: RefSeq, a predicted model, not a curated record